Messenger RNA from Penicillium waksmanii, 1431 nucleotides. Its product is annotated as fungal specific transcription factor domain-containing protein. The record is from RefSeq and is a predicted model, not a curated record. NCBI's taxonomy places the organism in Eukaryota, Fungi, Ascomycota, Eurotiomycetes, Eurotiales, Aspergillaceae. The coding region runs from base 1 to 1431 and encodes 476 amino acids. The transcript has a single exon. Gene Ontology annotation, cellular component: nucleus.
AUGUACAAGACUACACUGGCACCAUACACCGUCAUGCACGUUGUAUACUUCCUGUCUGUCAUUGUGCUUCACCGAGCAUAUAUCCCCUUCUUGCCCCUUCGCUGCAACGAGCCAUCUGGUCCCCUUGACGAGCCCUUGUUCCCCUCGGACAAGGUGAAUGGCCCUCCCGAUGGUUUCUGGCGUGACAGCUCCCGUGAAUUAUUCAAGGCCGCGCGUCAGAUGAUUGAUCUGGUGGCCACCUGUCAAGGACGUGGCGCUCUAGUGGAGAACCCACUCGUGGGCUUCGCUAUUUACAAUGCUGCCUUCAUCGGAGUAUACGGUACGCACUUCACUCACAUGGACACGGAGGGCUUGAUGGGGCCCAAGGCUCCUCCCGCAAGUCACGAUAGCCCCCAGCCCGGCGCUUCACAGGUGCGGAAAGCUCUCGAUAUCCUCCGGGAGACGCGACCUCGCUUGCGAAUGGCCGUAGGAUGGUUCCGUACCUUGAAUCGCCUCCACAGCUACUUCUCCAAGGUCAAGCGUGACUUCCGUCGCUACUCACGCAAUCGACUGGACAGCAUGUCUGAUGCCUCGGACCACGCCAUGGCCAAUGGGGUGCGACCGGUUCGCGAUGGGGGUAUCGGGGGUGGCCUGGAGGAGUUCAGGCUUCUCGAGAAGCUCUUCCUGGACUUUGGAUCGAUCGAAGAUCAACUCAAUGAGCCUGGAUUCGACGACGAGGGCACUGCCAUUGCCAUCACCGGAGAGCCAAUGAUGCAAGAGCGCUCCGCCAAUCUCAGUGAUGCAGGAAGCAACGCCGUCAAGAGCGAACUAGGCGAUGUGAGCGACCAGCCCCUAGACGGAGCCGGUGGUCGUCGCGAGUCAUGGGUGCCAAUCAACAGCCCCGGCUUCCCUCCACCAGGCCAUGAAGGAGACCGUCGACCCAGCCUCCCUCUGCCCAACAGCCGUCCCAUGCCAUCACAAUCACCAUACUCCCUCCCAUCCCUCCAACAACACCACCCAGACGGACCCAUGUACACAUCGUCUCCUCCAAACCUUCCCUCCAUAGCAGCAACCACUCAAUCGCCGUCCCAAUACCUCACUGCCACAUCCGGCAACCGUCUUCAACCCAUCAACUCCUGGCUCCCCUCUCGCCCCUCCGUACCACCCCCUCCAUACUCCCAGUCUCUACCCCCUAUCAACGCCACCGCUGCUUCUCCGCACAGCCUGGCUGUCCUACCACCUCCACCCCCAGUCGCCCAGCUCGCGCCAUCUCCGCCUCUCACCUCCACCGAUGGGCCGGACUCGAGCAUGCUGUCAACCUGCUUAGCUGGUGACGAUGUCAUCGCUUUCUUGGAUGGCUGCGAAUGGUCACAGAUCUCUCUCAACGCACCAUCUGAAGUGGGUAUCCCUGUUGGUUGGCUGAGUGCGGUCUGGACGCAAUUCACUCGGUAA